AUGAUCUCUCUAGUAAAAAAUCUAACUCUACUAGGCCUUGAACUGUCACUUAUUGCAUAUCCUCCUGCAGAAUGUGAUUCACCAGAACCAUGGCAAAUUAGUAUUCAAGAAUCUGCCUCUCCUGUUGCGGAAGGUAUUUCUGAACUACUUGAUUCUCUAACAUUUUAUCUAAUCAUUAUUGUAUUUGGUGUACUAUGGGCUAUUUUCAAUACAGUACAUUACUACAAAGAAAAAAAUAAUCCUAUUACACAUCAUUUUAGUCAUGGAGCUACUAUUGAGCUAGUAUGGACAAUCUCUCCAGCUCUAUUCCUUAUUGCCAUGGCUUUCCCAAGUUUCAAACUUCUAUAUCUUACAGAUGAAGUAUAUUCUCCAUCAAUGACUAUUAAAGCUGUUGGACACCAAUGGUAUUGGUCAUAUGAAUACUCAGAUUUCCUAAAUGAAGAUGGAGAAUCUAUUGAAUUUGAUUCAUACAUGAUCCCUGAAUCAGACCUUGAAGAUGGACAACUACGACUACUAGAUGUAGAUAAUAAUGUAGUUAUUCCAGUAGAUACAAAUAUUCGAUUUAUCGUUACAGGUCAAGAUGUUAUCCAUUCAUUUGCUGUACCUUCUCUAGGUAUGAAAGUGGAUGGUAUUCCAGGACGACUAAAUCAAGCUGCUACAAUUGCUGAACGAGAAGGUCUAUUCUAUGGACAAUGUUCAGAACUAUGUGGAAUCCUACAUGGAUUUAUGCCUAUUUGUGUAGAGGCUGUAAGUCCAGAAAAAUACCUAGAAUGGAUGGAAAGUGUAUCUUAG
Molecule: messenger RNA, 792 nt
Organism: Malassezia restricta
Lineage: Eukaryota; Fungi; Basidiomycota; Malasseziomycetes; Malasseziales; Malasseziaceae
Source: the annotation of a RefSeq genome assembly